CUCUGGGGGCGACAGUAACAACAGCACCCUGCACCCCCUGCUGCUUAUUAAGUUCUUCAUUAUCGUCUGCAGGAAUAUGGAAAACAUGGACCCAGAGAAGACCCCAGGCUUUGUCUUCGAGACCCUUAAACUGUUAAACUUCUGCUUGACUCAGCUGAAGAAGCAGCCUGCGGAUCAGUCGUCCCUCCAGACAGUGAUUCAGUAUGGCCUAAUGCUGUUGGAGAGUCUCUUUGACCCUUAUAAUACAUGGAGGAGACGCCUGACAGGGGAGGAGGUGAGCAUGGUGGAGAGGAGCAAGUAUAAGUUCUCCCCUCUCCCCUUACCAGAGGAGCUGCCUGCUCUAUUCCAUGACAGCCUGCAGGACAGCCAGCAGAUCCCAGAUGACCUCGCUCUCCGAUUGGUCCAUCUCCAAGGGGCUGUCAUCAGUGGCAGCAAGAAGAACGGCCUGCUCUCCAUCACCCUGCAGUCUGUGGAGAACCUUCUUUCUGUACUCCGAGCCUGGUGCCUCCGGACCUCCUCCAACCCCAAGGACCCCACGCUGCUACGGCUGACCCUGCAGUGCCUGACUGCAAUGGUGCAUACCCUCCACUCCAGUAGUCCUGCAGAGCGCCGGCUGGAGAUCAGGACCGUGUUGGAUGGCUACUUUCAGGUCCUGAACUGGAACCGGCCUCCAGGGUUAGGGAACGAGCAGGAGGACGGGCAGAGCUGGGAGGAACACCUCAUCACUCUCCAGAGUCACAUGCUGACUUCGGUGCCUGAGAUCCUGCAGUGUUCAGACAGACCGGUGCUGCAGGCCAUCUUCCUCAACAACAACUGCUUCGAACACAUCCUCCGACUCAUCCAGAACAGCAAGCUCUAUCACAGUAAAAGGUUUAGGUGGGAGCGUGAGGGGGUGUGUGACCUCACCACACGUUUGCUCACGGACACAGAGGGGAAAGUAGACCAGGUUUUGGAGAAAGGUUCCGACUGCAUUACAGUCCAUGCCCUCGGAGUCCUCACAUCCAUCAUGAGUAACUCCCCUUCUGCCAAGGAGGUUUUCAAGGAGAGGAUUGGCUACUCCCAGCUGUUUGACGUCCUGAAGAGUCAGGGUCAGCCCACUAAACGCCUGCUGCAGGAACUCAUGAACAUGGCGGUGGAAGGGGAACACGCCCACACCCAUCACCUGGGUGUCAGUAACGACCAGCCCCUCCUCCUCCUCCUGCAGUGGCUGCCUGACCUGGCCCCCCAGAGGGACCUGCAGCUCCUGGUAGCCCAGUGGCUGGCUGCGGUCUGCGGGGGCUCCCUGGCCUGCCGUACGGUGGCUGUGGAGGCCGGCCUGGUGGGGGCUGUGCUCCAUGUCCUCUCCCAGCCACAGAGACUGGACCGCCAGUGUGCCGAUGGCCUCCUGGGGAUGUUACAGGACAUGGGGUCUCUCUGUCUGAGGCCUGCUGAGCUGAAGUCUCUGUUGAGGCUGCUCCGACCCCUCGAUCAGGGGCAGGACGUGUUGGCAGGGAAGAGGACGGGGACACACCCUUACUGCGCCCGCAUCAUCCGGGUGCUGGCGGCGAUGGCGGCCAGGGAUGGGAGGAACAGCGCCCUGCAGUAUUUUGACCUGACGCAUCCCCUGGCAGGGAUCAUGGUGCCCACGGUCCAGCGCUGGCCAGGCAGUGGGUUUUCCUUCCACGCCUGGCUCUGUCUCAACAUGGACUUCCCACAAUACCACUCAGAGUUCUCCACGCCUAGCACCCGCCCGUCUGCUGGGGCACCAGGGGCGGCGACACGGGGUAUGGGCAAAGGCCCCCGCAGGAAACAGCUGUACAGCCUGUUGACAGCCGGUGGUACAGGUUUAGAGGCUUUCUUCACCAUGGAGGGAGUGUUGGUGGUGGCUGUCUGCACUAAGAAAGACUACAUGGUCGUGUCCCUGCCAGAACACCCUCUAACAGACUGCUGCUGGCACUCUGUGGAUAUAGUCCAUAUUCCCGGCCGCCGCCCCUUCGGUCAGAAUCUGGUCACCAUCUACAUCGAUGGAGAACAGCGCAAGACAGCCCAGCUCCGAUUCCCCUCGCUCAAUGAGCCUUUCACCUCCUGUUGUAUUGGCUCAGCAGGCCACCGUACCACUACCACCACCACCUCCCCCACCCUGCCUCCUCCCUCCCUCCACCCAGCAGAGAUGGGCUUCCCCGCCCACGCUCCCCCCAUCACCCGCUCCCAGUCCUUCCCAGCCUCCUUUGCGGCAGGCCGCUGGGGGCCUGGGCCCCUUCGUGACGCUCCCGUCCACACCAUCCCCGCCGGGCUGCAGGAUACGGAGUGGGGCACGCCCACCUCACUGGACGGGCUCCUGGGGACCGCCUUCAUCUGUCAUGAGGCCCUGCAGCCAGCGCACACCAAGGCCCUAUACACAGCUGGCCCCAACCAUGUGUCCCUGUUCAAGGCAGAUGGAGAGCUGUCGGACCUCAACAGUAAACUGCUUCUCUACUACACUCCUCAGGCCUUCAAGAGUCAGAUCUGUGUGGACCUGUCUCCUAACCACCAGUAUGAUGGCAGACUGACAGGCCACAGGGUGGUGAACUGGGACAUCAAGGAUGUGUUGAACACAGUGGGGGGCAUGGGGGUUCUACUGCCCCUCCUGGAACAGGUGUGUGAGCCAGAGCAGGCGGAGGGAGGAGGUCAGGAGACGUCAGACCUGCUGGGACCAGAACUAACCUGUAGCUCCUCCCGGGGGCCUGUCGGCAUGCUGCUGCCACUGGGCAAGUCCUCCGAUGGUCGGCUGGAGAGGAACAGUGUAGCAGCGUUCCUGCUGAUGGUGAAGAAUCUAAUUCAUCAUCACCCUGUCAACCAGGAGAGCCUACUGAACUGCCACGGACCCAGCAUUAUAGGAGCCAUGCUCACUAAGGUCCCAGGUAGUAUGAUGGAUAUGUCUGUUCUGAUGGCGUGUCAGUUCCUGUUGGAGCAGGUGUCCCAGUGA
Molecule: messenger RNA, 2944 nt
Organism: Oncorhynchus gorbuscha (pink salmon)
Lineage: Eukaryota; Metazoa; Chordata; Actinopteri; Salmoniformes; Salmonidae
Product: neurobeachin-like protein 2
Exons: 21
Coding region: 77-2944 (955 amino acids)
Source: RefSeq, a predicted model, not a curated record